AUGGGCCGCCCACAGCUCCCGAUCUGGAAUGAAUUCGUGACGACGGUGCCUGCAGAUGCAGAUAAGCGCAGCCCUGAUGUCGCAUGUCUUCAUUGCCGAGCACUGGUGUGUAAUGCACGUCCUGCGAGUCUCUUGAGUCACGCCUCCCGCUGUUCGGAAAUGCCGGAUCAUAUUCGUCUUCGAGUAGGAAGGAGCGACCGUCCCCCAAAGACGAUGGUGUCGCCUUUGGGGCUGCAGAAUACAAAGACGGGACAGAUUAAUACUCAGAGUGAGAAUCAGAAUCAAAUUGAGGGUGAGGAGGAGGUCGAGAUGGAAAUGGAGAUGGAGACGACGUCGACGACGCCGCCGCCGCCAAUGCCAACGGAGCGUCGCCCUGUCUUGGGCAAACGCGCGCGGAUCGUUACGUCGACGACUGGACCCACUUCGGACACUUUAGAGCAAGUGCUCACGUCCAUUCGAGACGUGAUGGAUAAAUCACUUGAGGUCAAGCGCGAGGAGCUGCAGCUGAGAAAAGAAGAGCUUGAGUUUCAGAAGGAAGCACUGAGUGCCAAAUUGGAUGACCGCCGUCAAGCGAGAGAGGAAGAAAGGAGAGACAGACGAGAACAACGGGAAGCGGAUCGACAGGAGAGACUGGAGCUUGCAAGGAUCGAGAAUGAAAAGAACUUGGCGUUCUUGAAAGCAGUGAUGGAAUCAUCAGCGCAGCGACGGUGA
Molecule: messenger RNA, 711 nt
Organism: Peronospora farinosa
Lineage: Eukaryota; Oomycota; Peronosporomycetes; Peronosporales; Peronosporaceae
Source: the annotation of a GenBank genome assembly